Molecule: messenger RNA, 2219 nt
Organism: Rhopilema esculentum
Lineage: Eukaryota; Metazoa; Cnidaria; Scyphozoa; Rhizostomeae; Rhizostomatidae
Product: apoptosis regulator BAX
Biological process (GO): extrinsic apoptotic signaling pathway in absence of ligand; regulation of apoptotic process; intrinsic apoptotic signaling pathway in response to DNA damage
Cellular component (GO): mitochondrial outer membrane
Molecular function (GO): BH domain binding
Source: RefSeq, a predicted model, not a curated record
GAUUCCCCUUUGAAGAAAGUUGGAAAGUACCGACGAUCAGUUGUCAAGCGAGAACUUCUGUAAGAUAAUAAAGUUAUAGAGAGCAGUCAUAAGGAGUAUUUCGUUAAAACACUUUAAAAACACACAAUUUCUUCUAAAAGAACAGAUUGGUUUUUGACUUUUGAAGAAAAGAAACAUGGGUCCUCCAGUCAACAGAGGACCAGACAGAGAUGAAGCACAGUCGCGUGAUGUUGAUGAGGAGAAUGAAGAUGGAAAUGAUGAAACUGAUUCUCCCGUCAGGCCUAGGUCAGUGAGGCAAAGGACAUAUCGAGAAAGAGUUUUUCAUAGGGACGUUAGCACAGUGGAUGAAGUGAUGCAGGAAGCUACAGGAUAUGUGUCAUCUUUCAUUGCAGAUCGUUUGGAUGAGGAUGGUUUUCAGGUCCCUGACUAUUUAAGAGAUUCUAGCCAGAAUGUUAAAAGAGCCACCGCACAAGCUUUGAGGCAGAUUGGAGAUGAUAUGGUGAAUAACCAGGAACUGAAUUUAUUAAUGGAUCGAUUGACUGUAACAAUGGACAAUGUAUAUGAAACAUUUGCUUCCAUUGCAUCAGAGAUAUUUCGAGAUGGAGUUAUCAACUGGGGCAGAAUUGUGACACUAUUGUAUCUUGGCUAUAAACUAGGGUUAAAGCUUCUGUUUGAAGGUGGUUUGUUGAAGACAAUUAUAAAAUGGAUUCUGCGUUUCAUAAGUGAAAAGCUAGUGACAUGGAUUGCACAGUUUGGAGGCUGGGACACCUGUAUAAGUUAUUUUGGUUCAACUUCUGCACAAAUGAUUGGAGUUUUCCUUGCAGGAUGUGCAGUAACAGCUCUAGUGUUUUGGAUGCGGCAGAAAUAAAUACUGACAUUGCACAAAUUAUUUAAGCUAAUAUUUCUAAAGACUAUGAACAUGAUACAAAUAGGUUUUGUAAAUUUUAUAUGGGCUACUGGUGGUGAUAAAGGAGUGUAGUGCAUUCCUUUUGCCUCUAAAUGCAGCUAACUACUUGGUGGUUCAAGCUGUCAUGAGUAAAUGUCUGUCUAAUAGGCCUUAGAAGGUCAAGGGCUUGUCUGUGGACAAGUAAGUGUUUUUACUAGAAGAGGGAACAACAAAAGAUCAAGCAGAACAGAACAGGAAUCAACUAUUAUGUUAGAGCCUAAGAAAAAUGCCUAUUUCUAGUAACUAAAACAUCUUUACUUUUGCUAGGUUCCAAAUGAGUUGGCUAAAGCUUUUAUGAUUAUAACCUCUGUUAAAAACAAGAUGUUUUUUCUUGUUUACAUUCAGCUUGUCUUUUGGUUGUUCUGUUUUUAGCAUACCGUAUUUCCUCUAAAGAACACCGCUGCGUUUAUUACGAACUCCAAGUUUUGGAUGCGGUGUUCAGUGCAGAGCGGCAUUUAAUUCAAAAUGAAAAGUUUUUCAAAUGAAAAAUGCAAUGAAAAACAUAAAAACAGACUUUAAACAAUGUUUUCUUUUCCCCAAAACACGUAAUGGAAAUGUCAAUGAAUGUCAAUAUCCUUGUCUCCGUCAGAGUCCUCGUCACUAUGACAUAAAAACUUUCAUAGCUUUCAAAUAGUGAUGUAUUUUCUAAUGAACACAUCUUUUCAAGAUGCGGUGUUCAGUAGAGGGCAGCGUUUAUCAGAGGGCGGCAUUUUUUCCAAAUGGUCGGCUGAAGGUGUGGUGUUCAAUAGAGGGCAGCAUUCAUUAGAGGAAAUACGGUAGACCAUGAGAAGGACACCAUCAAACAUGAUUGCUCCAGGGCCUGUGCCACUGGGGGAGGGGGUGUCAGAGGCACCAUGGCCUCCCUACUUUUUCACAAGCUUACCUUGUUUCUUUAUAUAAGCCUCUAAAUAACAACAAAAAUAUUGAAGGAAAGUAACCUAUUUAAACAGUGUAAGCAAUGAAUUUACAACUUUGGGGCUAGAAGGAGAGAAGGAGUAAGAAGAAACAUUCUUUACAUUCUGAUGGCCCCUCCAGUUUAGGAUCAGUGGCACGUGCCCUGUGCUAACAGCAAAUAACUAGUCAGUCAAAGGUUUAUCAAUGCGUCACAGUUAGCUUUUGAUAAUUGUAAAGAAGAAAUUGCACUUACUAAGAAGAUUAGUGUUUCAUGUUUGUUUGAGUAUUGAAGAGCACCUUUUCUUCAUAUAGUCGUAUGAAUGUAAUAUUUUGCAAUGUAGUAUUGUAGAAUCAUAAAUUAGAUUGUUAUUAAAAGGUU